UAGAACCAUAUGCAUGUGGUAGUCGGCCGUCAUCUGACAGCACCAUCAUCCUGUCAAAAUACUCAUAAUCAUCACUCUGAACAACGCAAAUUAAUAUUCCUCAAAGAUGUCCACUCGAGAUCCCGAUGAUAUAUUAACUUACGGAGACGAGAACUUUGACUUUCUCUUCAAAAUUGUUUUAAUCGGUGACUGUGGUACGGGGAAAACGUGCGUUGUGCAGAGAUUCAGAGGUGGUACAUUUAUCGAACGUCACGGAAACACUAUUGGUGUAGAUUUUUCAAUGAAAACCGUGCUCAUUGAUGGAAAAAGAGUCAAGUUACAAAUUUGGGAUACCGCGGGUCAGGAACGCUUUCGAACAAUUACGCAAAGUUAUUAUAGGUCAGCCAAUGGCAUAAUCCUGGUUUAUGAUAUUACCAAACGAUCCACUUUCCUGAGUGUACAAAAAUGGAUUGAGGAGGUGCGGCGAUACACAUCUACCAGUGUUAUGUUAAUAUUAGUAGGGAAUAAGUGUGACCUAGAAAGUCUAAGAGAGGUAGAACGGAGCGAAGCCGAAACCCUGUGUAUAUACAUGCCAGAAGUAUUACAUGUCAUUGAAACAUCAGCCAAAGAUAAUAUUAAUGUAGACACAAUAUUCUUCAUGAUCGCAUCAGAACUCAAAAAACGACAUGAAAAUCGUCAAUUGGAAUCGAAAGACCAGGAAGUUGUUAAACUUGGCGACAGCAAAGCUCUCUCCUCAUGUUCCAGUUGUUCGUAGAUUUGACCCCUACCACCAGUACAUACUAUUAUAUAAAUUUGGAGCAUUGAAAAACCUAAUGUCUCACGUGUGUUCAUAGAAAUUACGCAAAGAGUUUAAAAAUGAAUGGCUAAUACAUUGAAUUGAGGUCGCCAUAAGCAAACCAUGAAUAAAACAUACUCAGACCUGCCACUGUCAGGCGGAAAAAAGGAAAAAUAGAUUUUAAAAAAAAUCUACAUUGGUAAAUGUAAUAGGAUCUAUCCGAUGAGCUCAUUACAAGGGCAGUACUAGCGAUACCAAUUGAUGAAAAAUAUUUUAAAGUACCUCUUGAAAUUCCCAUUGCACAUAAAUUUGAACAUUGUAUAGGAAUUUUUAUAGUUGUUUUUCCAUAUUUUUAACCUUCUCUUACAUUUGCGAUUUUGCAGAUAUUUUUUAAUAAUAAAAAAAAAAAAAAGAUUAAAUGAAGUGAUCAAUCAAUGUUAACUAAUGAAUGAAAAAUGGCUUGUGUAUUAUAAAAAAAAAAAAAAAGUAGGA
Molecule: messenger RNA, 1267 nt
Organism: Fopius arisanus
Lineage: Eukaryota; Metazoa; Arthropoda; Insecta; Hymenoptera; Braconidae
Gene: Rab19
Product: RAS oncogene family member Rab19
Exons: 5
Coding region: 107-754 (215 amino acids)
Biological process (GO): cellular response to insulin stimulus
Cellular component (GO): recycling endosome; insulin-responsive compartment; Golgi apparatus
Molecular function (GO): GTP binding; GTPase activity
Source: RefSeq, a predicted model, not a curated record